AUGGACAAAAAGGAGCUCGACGCCCUAUUAGAUGCUCUGUUUCCCGAGACUAUGGCAGACGAUACCUCAGUGACUGUCAUGCCUUCGCGACUAUCUUACGACUCUAAGGCAGGCCUUGGGUAUGCCGUCAAGCAGACGGAGGGAGACAAAAAGAUCAUGGAGACAUUUAGGCGCCUUGACGGCUCUGAGAGAAGAAGUGCUGCCUCAGGCAAUUCAGAGCCUCAUAGGCUUCUUGGGCAUUCUGGGAUAGCCUACACUAAGGCAAGUAACUCCCUACCCUCUGUAUCUAGGGAGCCAGAGUCACGAUCAAAGCUCACUAUUAAGCCCCGCACAGAAUCAUUCUUUGAUAAGAUCCUUAAAAAGGUCAAAAGGUAG
Molecule: messenger RNA, 375 nt
Organism: Giardia duodenalis
Lineage: Eukaryota; Fornicata; Diplomonadida; Hexamitidae
Exons: 1
Coding region: 1-375 (124 amino acids)
Source: RefSeq, a predicted model, not a curated record